Messenger RNA from Alternaria arborescens, 627 nucleotides. RefSeq lists its product as hypothetical. Gene Ontology annotation, molecular function: 2 iron, 2 sulfur cluster binding; 4 iron, 4 sulfur cluster binding; iron ion binding. The coding region runs from base 1 to 627 and encodes 208 amino acids. Gene Ontology annotation, cellular component: mitochondrion. Gene Ontology annotation, biological process: iron-sulfur cluster assembly. NCBI's taxonomy places the organism in Eukaryota, Fungi, Ascomycota, Dothideomycetes, Pleosporales, Pleosporaceae. The record is from RefSeq and is a predicted model, not a curated record. The transcript has a single exon.
AUGGCAAAAGGAUCCGCCCAUUCUACAACUGCCGCGAUCCAAUCCACGCGAGCGUACAGCAGAGUGUCCUCAGGCGCCACUUCGCAGUCGCCUUUCCUCGACUUUCUUGCGCCUUCGUCUCCACGCAGGGUGCUCAGAAAUAUUCCAGCACAGAUCUCCAUAUUCCCAAAACGACAACACAUACCACGACGGACUCUUGCCACAUCAUCCGACGCCUCCACCGCAAAGCCCGCGCAACCAAUCCAGAACCCUCGUACCGAUGACUCCGGUAACCCAAUGUUGAUCUCUAUAGCACCUCGUGCAUCGAAUCGCCUCCAGAAGAUCUCUACAGGCGACAACAACCCAAACCUCGCAUUGCGCGUGAGCAUCGAGAGCGGCGGAUGUCACGGUUUCCAGUAUCUUAUGGACCUGACGGACUUAUCGAAAGACCCAGCGGCCGAGGAAGACACUAUAUUUGAGGGGGAAAGGGGCGAGAAGAUCGUAAUUGACGAGUCUAGCCUAGAGUUGCUGAAUGGAAGCACGGUGGAUUAUACGAUGGAGUUGAUAGGUAGCCAGUUCAAGAUUACGGGCAUACCGGGGGCGACGAGCAGUUGUGGGUGCGGGACAAGUUUUGACAUCAAGUUGUAA